Candidozyma auris is the source of this 588-nucleotide messenger RNA. RefSeq names its product H(+)-transporting V0 sector ATPase subunit c''. The transcript has a single exon. Gene Ontology annotation, cellular component: proton-transporting V-type ATPase, V0 domain. Gene Ontology annotation, molecular function: proton-transporting ATPase activity, rotational mechanism. Lineage: Eukaryota; Fungi; Ascomycota; Pichiomycetes; Serinales; Metschnikowiaceae. The coding region runs from base 1 to 588 and encodes 195 amino acids. The record is from RefSeq and is a predicted model, not a curated record. Gene Ontology annotation, biological process: proton transmembrane transport.
AUGCUAGCCAAAUCGCUUGCUAUUGCAUCUGUUCUUGUCAUUGGAGGCUACUUGGUUUUUCAGGGUCAGGGUGAAUCGUUCAAUGUUGGUGAAUUCCUAGAAACAACAUCACCAUACAUGUGGGCAAACCUAGGAAUCGCCAGCUGUAUUGGCUUCUCGGUUAUUGGUGCUGCUUGGGGUAUCUUCAUCACAGGUGUGUCAAUUUUGGGUGCUGGUGUGAAGUCUCCUCGUAUCACCACGAAGAAUUUGAUAUCCAUCAUUUUUUGUGAAGUUGUGGCUAUCUACGGGUUGAUCAUGGCCAUUGUGUUCUCCGCUAAAGUCUCUAAUGUUCCUGAGUCUUCCUUGUAUAAUCAUGAGAAUCUCUAUACGGGAUAUGCAUUGUUCUGGGCCGGCAUGACGGUUGGGUUCUCAAACUUGCUAUGUGGUAUCACUGUUGGUAUCACAGGAUCAACGGCAGCGAUUUCGGAUGCGGCAGACUCCUCAUUGUUUGUCAAGAUUUUAGUCAUUGAGAUUUUUGGCUCUGUCUUGGGCUUGUUUGGUCUUAUUGUUGGCUUGAUGAUGGCAGGAAAAGCUCCAGAGUUUCAAUGA